GUAGUUCGGAUUCGUAGGCGUGCCUUUAAUAUGUGUAGGCCGGAACAUUUUUUAUGGAUUGUGGUUUUUUACCUUUAUUUACUUCCAAUGUUGUACUGUCUACAAUCCUGUGAGAUGGCCGCAAACAGAUUGCUCCAGGAAGGAAACCUUGGAGAGACAGGAACUUUCCCGUGGCUCGGUGUACUGAGAGUGCACUUACACGAAGGCGACUCGUUGAAGAUAGCCGUCACGGGUAUAGUAUUGGUAAAGGACAAAUACGCUAUAGCUAAUGCGGACGAUGUCUCUCGGAUACCCAAACAUGUAUUCAGGGACGACAGUCAAGCGAUGUUCGUACCUACAGCUGGAAAGCCUUGGUACAGUCGUCUUAAAGACUAUAUCACUCAUUUCGAGUAUGACUACGCCACUUUUCACACUAUUGCCCUCGUCGAACUAGCUGCCGAUGAAAUUCCGUUCAAACCUAUUUGUUGGCCUGGAUAUUCGUUCAACACCUCCACUGAUCUGUAUGCUGUGGGAUACACUGAUGAGAGGCAGCUUUUGGAAAAAGUUAUAUAUAAAUUGCAAUACAUAAGUCAAGAGAUGUGCACCGAAUUCUACCAGAGGUCCGGACUGCUGUCUAGUACGAAGUAUAUCCCCACACAUUUCCAGUGUGGCUUUGCUGUUAACUACCGGGAGAACUGUGCGUGGGAUAAUGGAAUGGUGAUGGUUUCCAAUACUACUGGUACCUGGAUGUUGAUCGCCUUUGGUAUACAAGGGCCGGGGUGCGCGGUGCCUUCUCGCUUCAUCGACAUCUUUACUUAUUUGCCCUGGAUCCAAUCGACUACCUCCAUAGAAUCAGUCUAUGAUGAUUUUAGAAAGAAAGCCGUCCAUACGCUACAAUGACCGUUUACCAUUAAAUGAGUUAUAUUCUUGUUUGUAUAAUGAUACAAUUUCCUUGACUUUUUUAAAACAAAGCUGCCCUUAUAGUGAGUGAGAUGGGCAGGUUACGAAGGUACCUAAAAAUAUUUCAUUUCAGUUUCUGAUUGAGAAUUUAAUUAUUUACUAAUGGCUUAAUUUACUAACCCCAGCAUUUCACGUAUAGGUAGAUAGAAAGAAAAAAUACUAUUUUACUUGGACCAAUAGAAGGUAACAACAAUGUAAGGCUGUACACUGGUACCGCAGUAUUUUGCUUACUUUUAACAUUUUUUAAUACUUCGACAUAAAUUAUUGUAAUUUUCGUAGGGAUCUCUAAUAUUUUUGGAAAUAUUAUAUAGUUUAUUUUUGGGUCACUGCGACACACUUGGUGAAAACAUAUCUCCAAUAUUAAUUUUAUGUUUUAUAUGUUGUUUUAUAUUUGAAAAAUGUAAAUAAUCAAAUUGUAUCAUUUUAUUCAUUAAUUUACGUGUGUUAAAUGGCUCAAAUAAAGUGUUUAUCUAUCUAUCUAUCUAUCUUUAUGUUACUCACUAAUAAUUACAUAGCUUUUUACAAGUGUUUUUUUUUUAAUCUGUUAAGUAGAGCUUAGAUUAUAUAGAUAGCGCAUCGAGUCACAAAAACGGGUCAACUUCUUGUCUAAUUGUCAAAUUAGCUUACUCAUGUUUUUAUCAGCAUUCUCUAUACGCAUACGCAUAAAAUAUAUCUUGACGUAUUAUUUAAUAAAUAAAAUUAUUAUUUACACAUUUAAAAAAAAAAAACAAAAUAAAUAUAGAAGUUAUAAAGGAAUAGUUUGCCACAUAACUAAUUAUGUGGCAAAGUUGUAUGAAAAAGUUGACCCGUUUUUCUCGAGGCAUUAUAUGUGCACACUUUAUCUAUAUAAUGUAAUUUUAUGUGAUUAUCCAUUACAAAUAAACAUACAAAAAGUAAACUCAUUCUUUUUUAUUAUGUUAAUUUAAAUUUACAUAAGCGCGACCGGUUAAUAAAGUGUAUGUAUUUUACAAAUAUAUUAAAAUUGUAACAAAACCUCUGCACAAAAUUGGAUGUAUUUAUCACAGUC
Galleria mellonella (greater wax moth) is the source of this 1966-nucleotide messenger RNA. Its product is annotated as plasma kallikrein-like. The record is from RefSeq and is a predicted model, not a curated record. The transcript has 8 exons. Bases 31 to 879 code for a protein of 282 amino acids. Gene Ontology annotation, biological process: proteolysis. NCBI's taxonomy places the organism in Eukaryota, Metazoa, Arthropoda, Insecta, Lepidoptera, Pyralidae. Gene Ontology annotation, molecular function: serine-type endopeptidase activity.